AUGGAGAAUGACAACAAAAGGCCUAAAUUGACUUUUGAGAAGUACACAUGGAGGAUCAACAACUUCUCUAAAUUGAAAAAUCAACGACAUCACUCCGACAAUUUUAUACUGGAUGGUUUUUCAUGGUACAUGGUCAAAAUCCCAGUUGGACGAUGUUUCUUUAAAAUUUAUUUAGAAGCUGAUGAGAAUCGUGCAAAUUUACCUGAGGACUGGAAAAGAACUGAAAAUAUCAGUUUGGCUGUUAAUGACCAGAAGACUAUAAGACAAGGAUUGGAAUGUGAGUUUAAUGCAGAUGUCACUUGUAGCAAACAUUUUGUAUUUCUCAAUGAUAUCAAUGAACCUAGUAGUGGGUUUAUUGUGAAUGAUGCUUGUAUGAUUGAAGUUGGGAUUUUUGUCAUCAAGAAUGUGUACGAGAAUGAACAAUAUUGGACUGGACGCGAGAUUGAUAAGGAUCUUCACACCGAAUAUCCUUUAUUUCAUGAAAUGUUCAUGAGAUCAUUUGCAAACAUAGAUCUAAAUUAUGUUCCAUUAUUAGAAAAUAUAUGUCUACUAUAUCCUUAUCUUCUUGUAAGUCAAGAAAAGAGAAGUUGCAAGUUUACUGAAUGGGCAUUCACAGCUUUGGGUCGACUUCUUUAUUUUUUGAAUACUAAACAGGUCAAAGAUAUGGAUGAUGAAGCAUGUGAUCAUCUCAAAAAAUUAUGGGAUGAAGUUAAGAUAUUUGGGUUUGAUUUGAGUUGGUUAGAAUCUGAUGUUAAAUCUGCCUUAAAUUUGAAAAAUUAUACGGAUAAGAUUGCUAAUGUAAGAAAGGCUAAGGAGAGAGUGGAUGAUUUGGAAAUUAGAACACAGAAGCUGAAGGCAGAAGUCAUUGAAAGAGAGACCGAAUUUGAAAGGGCAAAAACAGACUUGGUAAAAGCAGAAGAAGGAUUUAAAGAACGUAAUUUGGAUGACAUAUUAGGAUAUAGAUCAAAGAAGUGGUUCUAA
Vigna radiata var. radiata (mung bean) is the source of this 981-nucleotide messenger RNA. RefSeq names its product MATH domain and coiled-coil domain-containing protein At3g58250-like. Gene Ontology annotation, molecular function: protein binding. Bases 1 to 981 code for a protein of 326 amino acids. Lineage: Eukaryota; Viridiplantae; Streptophyta; Magnoliopsida; Fabales; Fabaceae. The transcript is spliced from 4 exons. The record is from RefSeq and is a predicted model, not a curated record.